UCACCAUCCAUCUCUCUCUUUCUUUCAUCCUCUUUCUUUCUGUCUUUCUCUGUAUCUUUUCCUCUUUGGAUAUGGUUCCUUGAUCAGUCAAUGAUAAAGGCUGGAGGAAAGAUAAUGGAGUAGUCCGUCUUUUUUUCAGAUGGGAUCCCUCUUUUCUACACAUUUAAAGGAUAUUUCUUGGAUUUUUUGCAAUUUUGCAGAUGUUUUGGGGAAUUGGAAUUCUUCUCUUCUUUUCUGGACAUUUAUCUUAAUUUGGACAAGGAGAAGUGUGUGUUUGUGAGAGUGUAUGAGUGAGUGUGUAUGGUUGCUGUGGGGACGUGGCUGAUGUUUGAUAAUGGCUCAUGCGGCAUCUCAGAUUAAGAAGAAUAAAGAUGUGGAUAUUAAUGCACUGGAGGAUGAGAAGGAGAAAAAGAAGAAGAGCAGGAAACCCCCACGGGAUCAAAAGAAAAAGUCGGACAGCAAUGCUAGUUACCUGCGUGCAGCGAGGGCAGGGAACCUUGAGAAGGUACUCGACUACCUGAAGACUGGUGUCGACAUAAACAUCUGUAAUCAGAAUGGGUUGAAUGCAUUGCACUUGGCAUCAAAAGAGGGGCAUGUGGAGGUGGUGGUUGAGCUACUCAAACUGGAUGCCAACGUAGAUGCACCAACCAAGAAAGGAAACACAGCGCUGCACAUCGCCUCACUGGCUGGACAGGUGGAUGUGGUGAGAGAACUAGUGACAAAUGGAGCCACCGUCAAUGCACAGAGCCAGAAUGGCUUUACCCCACUGUACAUGGCAGCUCAGGAGAACCAUCUGGAUGUGGUGCGCUUCCUCUUGGAGAACAACUCUAGCCAGAGCAUCGCCACUGAGGAUGGUUUUACACCGCUAGCUGUAGCCCUGCAGCAGGGUCAUGACCAGGUGGUUUCUCUGUUGUUAGAGAAUGAUACAAAAGGUAAAGUCCGUCUGCCUGCGCUCCACAUUGCCGCCCGCAAGGACGACACCAAAUCUGCUGCUCUGCUCCUUCAGAAUGACCACAAUGCAGAUGUAGAGUCCAAGAUGAUGGUGAAUAGAACGACAGAGAGUGGUUUCACUCCUCUCCACAUUGCUGCCCACUAUGGAAACAUCAAUGUCGCCACACUGCUAUUAAACAGAGGAGCAGCAGUUGACUUCAUGGCAAGGAAUGACAUCACUCCGCUGCAUGUGGCGGCUAAGAGAGGGAAUGGAAACAUGGUGAAAUUGCUGCUGGACCGAGGAUCAAAGAUUGAGGCCAAGACCAAGGACGGUUUAACCCCUCUGCAUUGUGGAGCACGCAGUGGACACGAGCAGGUUGUUGAGAUGCUACUGGACAGGGGAGCCCCCAUCCUAUCCAAGACUAAAAACGGUCUAUCUCCACUGCACAUGGCGACCCAAGGGGAUCACCUGAACUGCGUCCAACUGCUUCUCCUGCACAAUGCCCCUGUGGAUGAUGUCACCAAUGAUUAUCUGACUGCGCUGCAUGUGGCUGCUCACUGUGGACAUUACAAAGUGGCCAAAGUCAUUGUGGAUAAGAAGGCCAACCCUAAUGUCAAAGCCCUGAAUGGUUUCACACCUCUUCAUAUUGCCUGUAAGAAGAAUCGAGUGAAGGUGAUGGAACUGCUGCUGAAAAAUGGGGCUUCACUGCAGGCAGUCACCGAGUCGGGGUUGACACCCAUCCACGUUGCUGCAUUUAUGGGUCAUGAGAACAUAGUAAAACAGCUCACGCAUCACGGAGCCUCACCCAACACCACCAACGUGAGAGGUGAAACGGCGAUGCACAUGGCAGCGAGGGCGGGCCAGGCUGAUGUUGUCAGAUAUCUGCUACAGAAUGGCGCUAAAGUGGACAUCAAAGCCAAGGAUGACCAAACGGCCCUACAUAUAGCUAGUCGUCUGGGAAAGUUGGAGAUUGUGCAGCAGUUGCUGCAGAAAGGGGCAUCACCUAGUGUUGCCACCACCUCCGGCUACACCCCUCUUCACCUAGCCGCACGCGAAGGUCAUCGGGAAAUAGCUGCUCUCCUGUUGGAGCAGGGAGCUUCCCUUUCUGCUGCAACCAAGAAAGGGUUCACUCCCCUGCAUGUGGCCGCUAAGUAUGGGCAGUUGGAAGUGGCCAAUCUUCUACUACAGAAGAAAGCUGCACCAGAUGCUGCAGGCAAGAGUGGUUUAACACCGCUGCAUGUGGCUGCUCACUUUGAUAAUCAGAGAUUGGCUUUGUUACUGCUGGACCAGGAAGCAUCUCCUCAUUCUGCAGCUAAGAAUGGUUAUACUCCACUCCACAUUGCGGCUAAGAAGAAUCAGUUGGAGAUUGGGACGAUGUUGCUGGAAUAUGGGGCGGAGUGUAACACAGUGACCCGUCAGGGCAUCAGCCCUUUGCAUCUCGCCGCACAGGAGGGCAGUGUUGACCUUGUGUCUCUACUGCUUAGCAAACACGCUAAUGUUAAUAUGGGCAAUAAGAAUGGUCUCACACCACUGCACCUGGCAGCACAGGAUGAUAGGAUGGGAGUGGCUGAAGUUCUGUUGAACCAUGGAGCUGAGAUUGAUGCCCAAACUAAGAGUGGAUACACUCCAUUGCACAUAGCAUGUCAUUAUGGCAACAUGAAGAUGGCCAACUUUCUGUUAGAGAAUCAGACCAGAGUCAAUGCCAAAACAAAUAAUGGUUACACUCCCCUUCACCAAGCAGCACAGCAAGGCCACACCCACAUCAUUAAUAUGCUGCUUCAAUAUAAAGCUUCGGCCAAUGAGCUCACAGCGAAUGGGAACACAGCUCUCUCCAUCGCUCGGCGACUGGGAUACAUCUCUGUAGUGGACACAUUAAGAGGAGUUACAGAUGAGAACCUCACUGCCACGCCUGUAAAUGAGAAACACAAGAUCAAUGUUCCGGAGACCAUGAACGAGUUCCUAGACAUGUCCGACGAUGAAGCUGUGAAAGAUCAUGAAGCCCAGAAUGAAGGGGAAGAAGGCGAGGAUGCCAUAAUCUGCGAGACUGAAAGGUAUCUUCGGCCACAGGACCUGAGGGAAUUGGGCGAUGACUCCCUGCCGCAGGAGGGCUACAUGGGAUUCAGUAUCGGAGCCCACUCUGCCAGUCUGCGCUCCUUCAGCUCAGACAGGUCCAACACUCUGAACAGAAACUCAUUCGCUCGGGACAGCAUGAUGAUUGAAGAGAUGAUGGCACCCACGAAAGACACGAGUGUAUUUAAAGAUAUUUCCUACAUGGUGAACCCCAAGAAUAAGCACCUCGCUGUCACUCGUGAAUACAACAGCGAGUGUGUGCGGCGAUACAGCUGGACCCCUGACACAGUGGACCACACACACAACACUGUGUGCAGUCCUGUGCACUCUGGCCCUUCCUCCCCGCUUCCUCAGUAUGACUCCAGGUUUCUGGUGAGUUUCAUGGUGGAUGCUCGGGGUGGGUCGAUGAGAGGAAGUCGUCAUGAUGGGAUGCGUAUAAUCAUUCCACCCAGGAAGUGCCCAGCACCAACACGGAUCACCUGCCGAUUGGCAAAGCGCCACCGCCUGGCGUACCCGCCACCUAUGGUGGAGGGGGAGGGCCUUGUUAGCAGGCUAGUGGAGGUGGGGCCAGCCGGGGCACAGUUUUUGGGGCCUGUGAUAGUAGAAAUCCCUCAUUUUGGCUCCAUGCGAGGAAAGGAGAGAGAGCUUAUCGUCCUACGCAGCGACAAUGGAGAGACCUGGAAAGAACAUCAUUAUGACUGUAAAUUAGCAGAGCUCACACCUAUCCUUAAUGGACUGGACGAGGAGCUGGACAGCCCAGCAGAGCUGGAGAAGAAACGUAUCUGCCGCAUUGUCACAAAAGAUUUCCCACAGUACUUUGCAGUGGUGUCUCGUAUCACACAAGAAAGUGAUCACAUGGGACCGGAGGGCGGAAUCUUGAGCAGUGAGGCAGUUCCCAUGGUGAAGGCUGCCUUUCCCCAGGGAGCGCUUACUAAGAAAAUUCGUGUUGGACUACAGGCACACCCAGUGCCAGAGGACAUGGUGUGGACAAUCAUUGGUAACAGAGCAUCCUUUAGUCCGAUUGUUACUGUAGAGCCCAGGAGAAGAAAAUUUCACAAGCCCAUCACCAUGACAAUACCUGUGCCACCCAGAUCCAAAGAGGCUGUUGCUAAUGGACGCAAAGGAGAACCUGCCCCCUGCCUUAGACUGCUUUGUAGCAUCACAGGUGGAACGUCCCCUGCCCAGUGGGAAGAUAUCACUGGUACCACUCCACUCUCCUUUGUAACAGACUGUGUGUCCUUUACCACAAAUGUGUCUGCCAGAUUUUGGUUGGCUGAUUGUCAGCAGAUCAGUGAGACGGUGGGUUUAGCAUCUCAGUUGUAUCGAGAGCUGAUCAGUGUUCCAUACCUGGCCAAGUUUGUGGUGUUUGCUAAAAUGAUCGACCCCGUUGAGUCCCGACUGCGUUGCUUCUGUAUGACUGAUGACAAAGCGGACAAAACUCUGGAGCAGCAGGAGAACUUUGAAGAGGUGGCCAGGAGCAAAGACAUUGAGAUUCUGGAGGGUAAGCCCAUUCAUGUAGAAUGCUAUGGCAACAUCUCUGCUCUGACAAAGAGUGGUCAGCAACUCAUCUUCAGCUUCUAUGCCUUCAAAGAGAACCGGCUCCCAUUCAACAUCAAGGUCAGAGACAUGGGCCAAGAACCUUGUGGGAGAAUCUCUUUCCUUCGAGAGCCCAAAACCACUAAAGGCCUACCACAGAGUGCAAUUUGCAACCUCAAUUUUUCACUGCCAACACACAGGAAGGAAAUGGAGUCGGAUCCUGAUGAUGAGAAUGACAAAGAUCGACGACAUACCUUUGCCUCAUUAGCAUUGCGAAGGCGCUACAGCUAUCUGGCCGACCCAGCAUCCAAAACAGCUGAAAGAGGCCAUAACACCACUCCAAAAACCACGGCGCAGCCUUCUGGCCAUGCUUACAAUCCUGUCCUUACGACGCGCUCCUACCAGGCCUGGGCAACAAGCUCUCCUGUCAAUGUGCCUGGCCUGGCCAAGUCUGGAUUUGGCUCCCUCUCCAGCUCCUCAUCUAAUACCCCCUCAGCCUCCCCACUGAGGUCGGUGUGGUCUGUGAAUUCCAUUUCUCCUAUCAAAUCCAUCAUUGGAGGUUCACUAGCAUCUUCCAUCAAAUCUACCAGCGACGUUGCAUCACCAAUUCGAUCUUACAGAACCAUCUCCUCACCAAUAAAGACUGUGGUUCAAGGUGCCCAGUACCCAGUCCAGGCCUCUCCUACCCUUCUGUCCUGUCCAGGGAAAAGUGCCACUGAUUCAGUUAAAGGCCUGGCAGGCCUGUCAGCCAGGACCUCUCCAGUACCAUCUGGAGGGACCUUGCUGGAAAGAUCGUCCAUUGCUAUAACCCCUCCAGCCUCACCCAAGUCUUCUCUAAACAUGUACAGCUCAAAUUUGCCCUAUAAAUCUGUUUCAACAUCAAACCCUCCAGCAACCAGCUCCCCCAUUAAAACUGUCCCAGGCUUCUCCUCUAUUAGAACCAGUGCUGAUGCUUCUUGCUCUGCUAAAGGAUUCCUGUCAUCUCUCUCCUCACCAUUGAAAUCUGCCUCAGCCACUACGGCAGCUGCGCUGAUCAAUGGAACUGCUUCCCCGAACAAAUAUCGCUCCUCCUCACCUACAACUCAUCUUUCUAGCACACUGCAGGAAAGAAUUCAAUCCACAACAAAUGCAGCAACAACAAGUGUGAAUGCUGCCUUUGAUGAAGUAGAAAAAACAUUUAAUUCCUGCUCAGCUGGCUAUGGCACUCUGAAGUCAAUGUCCUCCACUCCCUCAUCCUCUUACCAGUCUAUCCGUUCCUCUGCAUCCAGCUCAUUGUAUGCCUCCCUCAGAUCUCCCCCCAACUCUACCACUUCAGUCACUUCCAGCACAAUAACAGUACCUGUCUAUUCCAUUAUAAAUGUCUUACCAGAACACCAGUUUAAAAAGCUCCCUGAAGUCUCUAAGUCAACAGCUGCUCUCCUUUCCCCAAGAAAGGCCAUGCCCCAAGAGUUUAAUGCCCAGACACAGUGCUCUUUUGCCAGAAAUCUGUCCCCUGUGAAAACUCCCUUGUACAUGUCCCCAGCAAUGCUAAAAUCAGCCACCUCUUCAACAACUCUGUCUAACAGCCAGGAGAUACUGAAAGAUGUGGCUGAAAUGAAGGAAGACUUAAUCAGAAUGUCUGCCCUUUUGCAAACUGAUACAAAUUCAACCUCUAAAGGUUAUCAGUCUGACUCUAAAGAACAUAAAGUGGAGGAUGAGGAGCCUUACAAGAUUGUGGAGAAAGUCAAACAAGAUCUAGUCAAAGUCAGUGAAAUUCUUAGCAAGGAUGUUUUGAGAGAGAGUGAGGCAAACAUUAAAAACAGCAAGAUAGAAGAUGUCCUGGAGAAUGACAUUGAUGAUAAUCCACAAAAUGAAUGGAGGUGCCCCCCUCGAUAUGAAACAUUAGCCCCUCAAAUCAAAACAAAAUCAGUUUCUGACAGAGAUUUUAACCUUGCAAAAGUUGUUGACUACCUAACCAAUGACAUUGGCACAAGCUCUCUUUCAAAAAUAGCAGAGGCUAAACAAAGGACGGAAGAAGCAAGAAAAGAAGGAGAGGAGAAAAAAAAACGGGUCCUAAAACCUGCAAUAGCUUUACAGGAACACAAGCUCAAAAUGCCUCCAAUGAAUAUGCGUCCCUCUCCUUCAGAUAAAGAACUUUCAAAGCUAGCUGAUGCAUUGUUUGGCCCUGAAAUAGCACUGGACUCUCCAGAUGAUGUUUCCCAUGACCAAGACAAGAGUCCACUCUCAGACAGUGGGUUUGAGACUCGUAGUGAGAGAACUCCUUCGGCCCCCCAAAGUGCAGAAGGUAUGGGCCCUAAAGGCCUCUUUCAGGAGAUUCCCCCAGUCAUCACUGAAACACGCACUGAGGUUGUACAUGUUAUACGAAGCUAUGAGCCUUCAGAUGAUCCUAAGGAGCCAGUAUUGGAGGAGCCUAAAAUGUCAAAACCUCUGUGGGGUGCUGAUGCUGAGCCCCGGUCACCAGGCGGGUCUAUUAAGGAAAGAGUGAAAGCUUACCAAGCUAGAGUCAAUGCAGAGGAUGAUGUGAUGGGGAAAGGAAUGCGUGUCAAAGAGGAAACUCACAUAACAACAACCACAAGAAUGGUAUACCACAAACCUCCUGCUAAAGCGGCUGGACCUGAAAGGAUGGAGGAGACCAUGUCUGUACGAGACAUAAUGAAGGCCUUUCAGUCUGGGAAGGAUCCAUCCAGGGAUUUAACAGGCUUGUUUGAGCACAAAAGAGGCAAUGAAGGGACAGAGCCUUCUCUUAGGCCUGUAGACCCAAUGCCAAAAGUUGAGCGCAUCAUUGAGGUUCACAUUGAGAAAGGCAAUAAAACUGAACCAACUGAAGUAAUUAUCAGGGAAACAAAAAAUCAUCCAGAGAAAGAAAUGUACAUAUAUGAAGGCAACAGUGGCAUAAAAGAACUACAAAAUAGGAUCGGCAAUGAGCAACACGACAACAUAGAAACUGAGGAAUCACUUCCUUGUUAUCUGGACUCCAGAGUCUCUUUGAUGGAUGAUAAGACCCUGAAAUUGCUUAGUCAACAGUCAGUUGAGUAUCAUGAUGAUGAGUCAUCUGAAACAAGGGGAGAGUUGUGCAAAUUUGCGGAGAAAAUGCUCUUCUCCGAACAAUUUGACUCAUCCCAUUCAGAUUCAGAUGAAUCUGUGAUUGACAGGUCUCGUUACUAUGGUGAGGGAACACAAGGUGGCUCAAUUAGAGAAUUUAUGUUAAAACCUGAUAGGUCAGGUAGGUCAUCAGAAGAUGAAAAUUAUGACAAACUCACUCUAUUGCAGUAUGCCUCUGAUCCUGAUAGUCCAAAAAAGUCUAUCUGGAUGAAAGUUUCUGAAGACAGACAGAGUAAAAACAGGGAGAAGCAUAAAUAUGAGGACAGAGUAGAUAGAACUGUAAAAGAGGCUGAGGAAAAACUAAGUGAAGUCUCUCAGUUCUUUCGUGAUAAAACUGAGAAACUGAAUGAUGAGCUUCAGUCCCCUGAGAAGAAGCAUCACAGGCAAGAUGCAAGAGAGACUCGUUCUGGGCCUAGCUCAACUUGCAGUAGCCCAGAGAGGUCAGUGCACAAGAAUGGAGGGACUGGAGAGGACUGGAGCAGAGGCAGGUUUAGGGAUAAGUAUGGUUCUCAUGACAGAAAAUGUGCCAGCCUACCAAGCAGCCCUGAAAGGCGGGUUUUGCUUCAAUACAGUGAUGACCAAAAAAAGGGGGACUGCUCAUCCGGAAGCAGUGCAAGUGAAUCCUCUAAAUAUUUCCAACCUUCAACAUCUAAGGUUAGCUCAGUCAGAAUGAAAUUUGAAUCAGAGGCCCAGAAGCAAGAUAAAGGUAGUCAAUGGGGUCAAACGUCAGGAUCCCCAGUGAGAAAGCUGCAGGAAAGUAAACUGCCGGUUUAUCAAGUUUUUGCUGGAGGGAAUCUCCCUAAGUCAACAGAGUCAUCUGAAAGUGAGAGAAGCCCUAAGAAAAAUGGUGACAGUGGGCACAGUUACAAUGUUCGAAAUGCUCAAUCCUUUGCCCAAAUCCAGCACGGUGACAGACAGAAAAAUAGGUCAGAUAGCUCUUCACCAAAACAUCACCAAAAUGUAUAUAGCAAAGAAGAAGUUGUCAGUGAAGACAGGAAAAUAGUAAAAACCCGGGAAAAUCAUGGCAAUGGGGAACUAAAACCUCAAAAAACAAAGCUGACCCAUUCCCUAGAGCAUGAUAAGCAAAAGGAUGACUCACAGAAUGAGCAACACUCAUUCAGAGAUGGAAACACCUCAAAGGAAGAAACUACUAAAAAUAUAAUUUACACAGAGCUGGUAAUUCAAGAAAAAUCUAGUAAUACUGAAAAAAGCAAUGGGGCUCUAAAAAAAAACUUGGAAUCACAAAUUCCUGUUAGGGUCUCAUCUAGUUUUAUAGACCAUCAUCAAAAUAACACUUUAAAUGUAGAUUAUUCCAUAAAAUCUGAAAAAACAGGGUCUCGCUUAGGCAGAAAUACAAAAACUAUUUAUGGUGCUAACAAAUCUCCUAGUGAUGUAUCCACAGUAAAGAACUCAGAUUCUAACAGGCAGAUUGUUAAUUUAGUGUGUAAUGGUGUUGAUGCUAACCAAGUUAAUUAUAUUGAACAAGUGACCCCAGGUGUCACUGCAAACAUUAAACCUCUCCCAGUUUAUGUCAGCAUUCAAGUAGGUAAACAGUAUGAGAAAGAGACUGCUACUGGGCAACUGAGCACUUACAGGAAAGUAGUAAGCCAUGAGAGUCGGACAGUACAUGACACACGUGGAUCAUUCUAUACUAUCAAACAGAAACCAUCCCCACAGGGCAGCCCUGAAGAUGACUCACUAGAGCAGGCAACGUUUAUGGACAGUUCAGGAAAAAGUCAGGUAACACCUGAGACGCCUACCUCUGAGGAGAUUAGCAACAACCUGAAUUCCAGAGCUCCUGACUUCAUCAUUGGUUCCAUGACUGGAAUGCCUAGCCAAAUCUCAGAGGAGUCAGAGGAAGAAGAGCAGCCUAAAACAUUCAUUUUCAAGGAAUUACCAGCAGAUAAAGCCAAAUCCAUCACCCAAUCAUCAGAGCCUUCAAAAAGAAAACAAGACUCAUAUGGAAAAAGGUCAAAAGACAAGCGCAUAGCUUACAUUGAGUUCCCACCACCACCACCUUUAGAAAGAGAACAAGCUAGCUUUGAAGAGAGGGGGUCAUGCGCUUCCUCUGAAGCGGAAACCGAGAUGAUGGAGGUAAACCUCCAAGAGGAGCAUGACAGGCAUUUCCUUGCGGAGCCAGUAAUCAGAGUCCAGCCUCCCUCCCCUCUCCCUCCUGGAGUUGACAACAGUGACUCUAGUGAUGAUGAAUCUGUUUUUCAGCCUGCCCCCCUCAAAAAAUACACCUUCAAAAUGACUGAGGAGUGCGAGAAACAUGUCAAGCCUAGAAAACCAGAGCGAAACAGCUCACACCAGGAGUCAGGCAUCAAUGAUAUUUUAAAAGGAGAGGAGGUAGAAUGUGAACAGAAUGGAAAUGAUCAGUCUAUCACUGAUUGUUCUAUAGCAACAACUGCUGAAUUUUCACAUGAUACAGAUGCUACUGAGAUAGAUUCUCUUGAUGGGUAUGACCUACAAGAUGAAGAAGAUGGGCUGAGUGACCCUAAAACAUCAAGCCUAUCAAAUGAGGGAAAAGCAGGUGAUCGUUCCUUUAGCCAGCGCAAACUUGAAGUGAUUGAAGAGGAGAGCACUCAAAAUGAGGAAUCAGGGGAAAAGGGAAAAACUAAAAGAUCAUCUGGGAAAAAAUUAGACAAUGGAAAAGAUCAGGAAAAAAAUUAUUCAUUGGAGGGAAGACACCCUGAUAGACAAGUUUUUACAGAAAAUUAUUUUAACUGCCAAUUAGAGGAGGACAUAAACACUACCUUUAAAACUGUGGCCACUAAAGGCUUAGAUUUUGAUCCGUGGUCUGGUAAAGUGGGAGAGGAGGGAACGUUUGAGGCUAAAAACAAAGAUGAAGAUCCAAAACCGUGUGCUUUGUCAGUGGAUGACAAAUCACAAGCAACCACACCGGAUACCACUCCAGCAAGAACCCCAACAGAUGAGAGUACCCCAACUAGUGAGCCCAACCCUUUCCCCUUCCACGAGGGCAAGAUGUUUGAGAUGACCCGCAGUGGUGCUAUUGACAUGAGCAAGAGGGACUUUGUUGAAGAGAGACUUCAGUUUUUCCAGAUUGGUGAGCAUACUUCAGAUGGGCAGUCAGGGGACAAGGGGAAAGGGAGCAGGAAUGCAGGGGUAGUUGCCUCUCACUCAAAGGCAGGGGAAAGAGCUGUAGAGGGGAAGGUAGAGGCAACCACAGACAUAACACCAUCCAGAGGCUGCACAGCCCAGGGCAGCACUGAUUGCCUGGACGCACCUCCAUCCGCUGACACCACCUCAUGCACUGUCACAACCUCCAAGGUCGACCCCAAAUUACGCACCCCCAUUAAGAUGGGCAUCGCUGCUUCCAUUACUAUAAAGAAAGACACUGGCUCAGCUGAACUGACUGAUGUUAAGGCUGAGUCCUCAGACAGUCAGAUGGUGGAUUACAUUAGCAUGGAGUCACAAUUAGCAGAGAGUCACUUUAAUAAUAGGUGCACUGACACUUCCCCAACUGGCAGGAAAGAUUACCCCUCAGAAAACUGCAAUAACAACAAUAAUUUAGAGUCAUCUAAUGUCCAGGCCAACUACAUCCAGUGUGGUAGUGUAGUAUUCAAUUUGCAAUCAUCCUCUGAACCCACUUUACAGAAAGCUAGUAGAAUAGAGGCUCAGUUCUGUAAGGAGUCCGUUGAGAGAGCAGAUAAAUGUAGAACUCAGAAUCAUCAGAGUAAAGUGGUCUUAGAGAACAGGCAGCUCAAGUCCAGGCUCCCAGUCAAGGCAACAGGGUUCAGUUUUAACACACACAAUUCAGGAAAGCAGAAACCUAAGCAGGUUGUGAGGCCAGAGGCAAGGAAAGUGGAUCUUACUCCCAUAGCGACUGAGCCCAAAUCUAGGAUUCCCAUAAAGGAUGUCAAAAAGAAUGGUGCAGGAAUCUCAGCUGUUACAGCUCAGGUAGUUCCAAGGUCAAGUAAGCCCAUCGAGUCAGAGAGAUCAGUCAGACCAGUAGUUCCCUCAAGGCUGCCAUUCAAAGACAGGGCAUCUAGUGGUUCAGAGGCAGGUAGAACCAACCUUAGUGAAGUGUGUAGGCAGUCUAUUGAGUUCUUAAAGAAUGUUAGCGGUGAAGCAAUAAAGGUGGCUGAACGACUUUCAGAUGAGGAGAAACAGACGCAGGGAGAGCAGUCGGAGGAGGACAGCAGCACAUCACGAAGCACCUCAAUAUCGGACCCCUCUCAGUCCCAGCCCUCCCUCUCCACUGGCUCCUCCCGAGGGGUCACACCCUCUAGGAUAAAGGUCACAAGGGUGGCGGGCAGUGAGAGACGGAGGAGUAGGCGGACUGGAGGAGGGAAGGAGUGCAGUAAGAAUGAAGGGGCCCGCAGAUCGCCCCCCGUCGCGGAGAUCAAACCUAGUCCACAGAGUCCCUGUGAGAGAACAGACCUUCGCAUGGCCAUCGUGGCUGAUCACCUGGGACUGAGCUGGACAGAGCUUGCUCGGGAGAUGAAUUUUUCUGUGGAUGAGAUAAACCACAUUCGCACAGAGAACCCAAAUUCUCUCACAGCCCAGAGCUUUAUGCUCCUCAAGAAGUGGGUCGGUCGGGAUGGGAAAAACGCCACGACGGAUGCACUGACGGUGGUCUUGACUAAAGUGAACAGGAUGGAUAUUGUGACACUGCUGGAAGGGCCCAUAUUUGACUAUGGUAACAUUUCAGGCACCAGAAGUUUUGCAGAUGAUAGCGCUGUGUACCAGGAAAAGGCGGAUGGUUACCACAACACCCUGGCUCAACUGCAGUCAACUACCAACCCCACCCCCACCAAACCCCCUACCUGUCCUUCUAUGUCUGUUGACCUCAAACCCAUCCUAGAUCUGCCCCUUUACCCUCCCCCUUAUUGCCCUUCCUGGGGGCUAGAACAGAAUAGCAAGGAAGAGUCUGUCAGAAUCACCCAAUCCAGACCCUGUGACUUACCCCUGUCGCAACCCAUAAACAACCCUAACAUUCACUCUGAAACAUUUGUAGAAAUACACACAUACUCUGAGACCUACACUCAACCACACUCAAUCUCUGAGAUUUUAUCUGAUCCUCACUCACACUCUCAGCUCCCUCAUGACAACCAUAAACACGCAACUAAACUCUCAGCUGACACACAUACACUCGCCCAGGUUUAUCCACUGCCCCCUUCUCCAACAAACCCUGCUGAACCUCUUUGUAACCCCACAGCCCCUAUGCCACCCCAGUCUUCCGCAAACACAGCCCCAUCUCUAAUCAAGCAGGACCACCAAAUACAGGGCUACCAGGGGUUACAAGACAAGGAACCGAGAGAAGAAAAUGAGGUGGGGAAAGAGAAAAUAGAAUCUUUUCACUCCCAACAUAACGCAUCCCUUCCAGUGGAACGAAGUGACUUAACACACAUGGAAAAAGAAGAGAGCAAGAAUCCAUCAUCAUCAUUAAUACCAUCACCAUUAGAAGAAGCUGAGGUUAAUAUGAGAGGACAGGAGAGAAUGUUCUUAAAGGAGGUCCAAGGUCAUGAUAAGUGUAAUCUCCUUUUGCGACCCUGGGCAGAGGUCUUGAGGGAAUCUGGCUCAGGAGGAGAGGAUGAGGAGGAAUGUGAGAAGAGACAGGAGCAACUGGAGUUGUCAGGAGGCAACAUCAGAGAGAGUGAGAGGGAAGUGAAUGAGAAAAUAAUUUUGGAGAAAGGUAGUGAGAUAGUAAGAGGUGUUGAACAAAUUGAGUCUGAGUUGUGCUCGCUCUCCACAGGCUGGCUCAUUGAGACCGCCAACAGUAAUGUAGAACCGCCCACUUCAGGGCGGAGUCUCAGCUCUGACCACAUGGACAGACAUGACAACAGUCAAGAGAACUCCAGUGACUCUUCGGGAAGACCUCGACAAAAUGGUGAGCACUCCGGCACUAUACCCUACAGCUCAGUGUCUCAGGAAUCAGCCAAUGGAGUGAUGGCAAGGGUGGGAAAACAAGAUGGAGCUCUGAUUUUUGAGCACAAAGUCCAGCAGCAUUCAUCAACAGAGAGCGGCCUGGAUGAAGAGCGCACUGUCACCACCAAAGUGUUCCGUAGACGACUCAUUCUCAAGGGAGAGGAGGCACGAAACAUUCCUGGCGAGUCAGUUUCGGAGGAAAAGUUUAUUGAUGAGGAUGGAAACAUCAUCACCAGAAAAGUCAUUCGAAAGGUGAUUUGCCGUGUGGACACGCCUACUCCAGAAUACCAGGGCUUGGGGAGUGGCACAGGGUCACAGGGAGAUCCUGAUUACCCUUUAAGUGCUGCCACUCCGGAGAAGAGCCACGACCCCCUAGUCCCUGACAUCCAAAUCCACCCUGCUGCACAUGCUGAGGGAGAAGUUUCCAAGGUGAGGAAAAAGGAAGAAAAGAGAUCAUCAGAGAGAAAGCAUCGUUCAUAGACUUAGCCUCACAAUUACAGCCAGGUUUGCAGGUAUAUUUUUGAACUGUGUCCUGAGGGGCAGGGCCACAAGAGCUAAACAGAGACAUCUGGCCCCAAAAAGCCAUCUACAGCUUCCACUCUGAAACGCAUGGUCUUCAAAAAGACAAAACUUUGACCUACCAGCUUGCGCAUGAGCAUGCAUCUCACUCUCUGCGGACACACUUCCUGUUCCAAGGGGGUUUUGUUGAAUUCGAUUCUACUUCCUGUUUGAGCUGGGUCCUGGUGAAUUCUAUUCUUCUUCCUGUCUGUUUUGGCUCCCAUGUAAUUCUACUUUCUGUUUCUGGGGACCUAUGAGGUUACACUUCAUUCUUCUAGAGCAUUACAACCUGUGCUGAUGUGGACCAACAGGAAAUCUGACACUUUUGUGCCAUUAAUAUCAGAUGAAUAUAAGGGCAGUUUUAAAAUAUCCCUUAAACUCAACACAACAGUAAUAUACACUCAAAUUUCUCUGUGACCAAAGAUGGCACGAAAGCUCUAGGAGGGGAAAAAAUAUUUGCCUUACACAUUACCGUGGACCCAUGACAUCAGGAUAAGGAUCCCUGUGUUUUGUUUUUUUGUUUAUAAAGCAAAAAUAAAAUAUGUGGUGGACUUUUCUGUACAUAAAUUACAUUAUACAAUUUAGCAGUUAGGUUUGGAAAGAGCACUGCAAAAAUACACUUUACAAGUGCUUUCAACAUUUUAAAGACAGUUUGAGUGCAGCUUCACAUGCUUUGUAUAGUUAAUUAUUAUAGCAGGUAUGUUUGUAUAUGAACGAAGUUAGUUCCGUUUUCAGGUGACAUUUCCUGCCUUGAAAUCCUCUGCGAAUUACAGCGAUUCCCAAAAUGGGAAUUUAUUAAGUUCUGUGAAAAUGUCUUUCAGAGGACUAAUAUUUUGAUGCAUGUAGUUCACCUUAUUUUAGGAUCCUUUUUUCUAUGUUUGCAAAACACUGUAUUUAAAUACAAAUAAGGAAAUACUUUUUCUUGCGUACACAUACAACCCUAACAUUUCUCACCUUUUUAUACUCCAAAAUGUUACCCUAAAAGCAUCCAUAAUGUAGAAAUGAUUAAGUGUGAAAAGCUCUUAAUGGAUUGCUUCCUUAGGAGUUCAAUGUAGUGUCUGUUAUCCUUCGUGUGGAACAGCGUCUGCUAGCCUGAGUGCUGCAAGUAAGAGCUGUUCAGAAUAAUCAGCCUCUUUGUUCAACUUUCACUAUAUCAUGUGUAUUGGCUGUACAGCGUAGAGAUCUGUCUCUGUCUUAAGGCUAUUUGUAAUCAUUAUUAAAAUGUCUUCAUAUAUUUGCCCUUGUUUUAUUUUGAUUGCUGGGGUUUUAAAAUACAAUUUUGGCAUUUUGUUUCAGGUUAGGUGAAUAUUUAAUAUUUUCAUCUGGAGUCACACAUACUUGUAUGGGUCGUCUUUAGACCUUUAUUGUGAAAUGAUUGGCUUAUAUAUUACAAAUGACACCCAAUAGAUGAACAUUACAAUUUUUAGUAUUACAAGAAAAUUGUUCCAAUUAUAAAACUGUGAUAUAUUUUAGACCAGAGAGUCAAUGUGUUGCAGCGUUCUGCAUCGGUUUUGAUAAUAUAGAAUAUUUCUUUAGAGAUUGUUUGUUUUGUUUUCUUUUAAUAGUGUUAGUCUUUUUAGCUCGUGGUAUGUUUGGUGUGAAAUAUACUUUAGUGUGCUGAACUUUGCUAUGGACAUAAGAUCUGAAAGACUUUAUAAGAAAACUAGGUCAUGGUGGGGUGUGGUUCUGCUUCCCUGUUACAAGUCAAUCAAACUGUGGGAGGGGCCUGGCAUGGUCCAAUCAGUUGAUUUUGUUUGAUAUAAUUGUUAUCACCUGAGCAACAUUUUUUAUGUACAAUUCUUACAAGUGAAGCCAUUUAAAUGUAACUAUAAUAGCACUUUGGUUAUUGGAGGUCUUCUCUUUUAGAAACUAGCAGCUAUGAUGCCACCAUAAUGUUUCAAAUGUCUGACAAAUAUCUGAUUUAAAAAUGAAAUAAACGCAUUGAUUUUGCAAACCUAUUACAUUUUUUUCUUUUUUUUUUUAUUCACAUCAAAUUGAAAUGGUGUAUUAUCCUUUUUUUACUGCAUAAUAAUCGUUUAAUAAAAUGUUUCCAGAUGCCAUGG
Molecule: messenger RNA, 16152 nt
Organism: Xyrauchen texanus (razorback sucker)
Lineage: Eukaryota; Metazoa; Chordata; Actinopteri; Cypriniformes; Catostomidae
Product: ankyrin-3-like
Exons: 50
Coding region: 335-14011 (4558 amino acids)
Biological process (GO): signal transduction; regulation of cardiac muscle contraction; protein localization to T-tubule
Cellular component (GO): T-tubule
Molecular function (GO): protein binding
Source: RefSeq, a predicted model, not a curated record